AUGCACUUACUAGGAUCCUUCAGUGAGAACUGGGUACGAUGGCACAACAUUCAGAAAGGAGCCCUGAUGUCUCAGGCUGCUUUUCCUGCCUUAAAGAUUGUUUUCUUUCUAAAAGAGACAGAUGACUUAAAGUCACAGUAUGAACAAAUGAUCUUUGAGCUGUUGAAAUGGAUUAAGCACAAAAUAGUGGAACUGGAUGAUCAUCUCUUCCCUAAUUCUGUGCAAGAGAUGCGCCAUCUUCUGGGCAACUUUAGGACUUUCCGCACUGUGGAUAAACCUCUCAAGUACAGGGAGAAGGGGAUAAUUGAAGCCCAUUUCUUCCACAUCAGAACCAAACAGCGAGCCAAUCAUCAGCGCCCUUAUAUGCCACCUGGAGGGAGGUUAUUGCAAGAUUUAGAAGAGGAAUGGGUCAAAUUGGAGAAGGCUGAACACAAUCGUGGGAAUGCACUACGACAGGAGCUGUUGAGACUAGAAAGAGUUGAACAACUAGUCCACAGAUUCCUGAAGAAAGCAGCUCUUCGUGUGGCCUACUUAGAACAUACGAGGGAUAUAAUGAGCAAUGAGGAUGCUGGGAGACCUGAUAAUUUGGAGCAACUUGAAGCAGCUACAAGGAGGCUUGAGGCUAUUGAGACAGACAUGCUUCCCAGAGACAUGUACUUCAAAGCACUUUCUGAGAUGGCAGCAGAAAUCAAGAAGGAGAAUUAUUAUGAUCAGGAUCACAUUAUAAAGACGUUAUUGCAAGAUUUAGAAGAGGAAUGGGUCAAAUUGGAGAAGGCUGAACACAAUCGUGGGAAUGCACUACGACAGGAGCUGUUGAGACUAGAAAGAGUUGAACAACUAGUCCACAGAUUCCUGAAGAAAGCAGCUCUUCGUGUGGCCUACUUAGAACAUACGAGGGAUAUAAUGAGCAAUGAGGAUGCUGGGAGACCUGAUAAUUUGGAGCAACUUGAAGCAGCUACAAGGAGGCUUGAGGCUAUUGAGACAGACAUGCUUCCCAGAGACAUGUACUUCAAAGCACUUUCUGAGAUGGCAGCAGAAAUCAAGAAGGAGAAUUAUUAUGAUCAGGAUCACAUUAUAAAGACGCAAAGGGACAUUGCACAGCAGUGGCAAGAUCUGUUGAGCCAGCUCCAAAGACAAAGACAAUCUCUGAAAGUUACACAGGAAGUUUUGGUCCUUCUGAGAGAUAUUGAUACUAUCAUGGGGGAACUUAAGGAGCUGCAGGUCCUAGUGAGUUCUCAGGAUUGUGGUAAAGAGCUCUUCGAGGCAACACAUUUAUUGGAGAAGCAUCAGUUGGUUACCUCUCAGGUUUUUUCUCUUGGAGAGAGGAUCAACCAUAUCACUAAAAGAGCCAAAGAGAUUAUGAAAAAUAAAUCAGUCAGGUCAGAUGUGCUUCAAGCCAAACUUUGGAUGCUCCACCAAUUGCAUCAAAAUUUUCUGGAUCACUGUAAAACACGAAAAAAACAGCUGAGAGAGGCUUUGGAUGUUUUUGAGUUUUUCCAUGAGUGCAAAGAAGAAGAGCUAUGGUUAUCUGAAAAGUUGAAGUUGAUGAAGGCAACAACCUUAGGGCUUGAUGUCAGUCACAUUGCUGCCUCUCUUAGGAGUCAUAAGUACUUUGCCAGCAUUGAUGAGGCAGACUGUUGGCUGCAGGAACAUCAAGUCCUCCUAGUCAGCAAGGAUUAUGGGAGAGAUGAAUCCAGUGCUGAAGCUCUGUUGCAUCGCCAUUUUCUUCUAGAGGAAGAGAUUGCUGCUUAUUCUUCAGAUAUAAGCUGUUUGGAACAGCAGGCAAAUUCUGUGGCACAGCAGGUUGCAUUGGCGAUGGUAUCAGUGCCACCAGCCGAUGCUGAGGUCCAUAACACCACAAUCCAGAGAACAAGCAAAGCACCUGCAGAUCAGUCAGUGUCAUGGACUUCAGUCAAAACUUCAUUGAUUGCUCUUUUUGGCUCUGAUCCUCAUUUUGUCACAGAAAACAUCUGGAGAGAAAAAAGCAAGAUUGACAUUUUGUAUGAAAAACUGCAGACCAUGGCUGAGCACAGGAGGAAAGCAUUAGAAGAGGCGAUCCAACUCUGCCAGCUCUAUGGUUCCUGUGAAGAAUUUCAGUCUUGGAUAAAUGACAAAGAAUUUUUUUUCCAAACUAAACAGCCAAAAGAAAAUAAUGUGGAAGCUAUGCAGCAGAAAUACCAGAGUUUUCUGGUGGAAUUGGCUGCUGGGAAGAACCGCUUGGAAAAGAUCCAUUGCUUAGCAAAAAUGUUUUCUAAGAGCAGUCCUGGAAGAAAGGAAGAGAUUCAAGCCCUCCAGAAUGAAAUAAACUUGAGGUGGGAGCGACUGGAAACAUUAAGGGAAGAGAAGGGCACAGAGUUGAUAGGAGUAGUUGAUAUGAAGAGUUUCCUUCAGGACUGCCAGGACACUCAACUGUUGAUACAAGAUGGACUGACUCAUCUUGAAGACUUAGGGCAUGGAAACAGGCCUGCUGUUCUGGAGGCACAGAGACAUAGACUCAGUGCCCUUGAGAGAAAUAUCUUAGUCCAGGAGAGAAAAAUUGAAUACCUGAAAAGUGUGGCCAAAUCGCUCACGGAUACCAAUCCGGCAGAGUGCAAGGGCAUAAAAGAACAAACAGAAGAAAUGGAGGUGCUGUUGUCAACAUUCAAAUCAAAGACAGAUGAGAAGGGGGCAGCUUUGAAAGCAAUACAGGACCAACAGAUCUUUCUGCAAGACAGUCAUAGACUCUUGUUAUGGGCAACUGGCAUGAAGGAGAAGCUAACCAGUGAGGAGACAGGUAUAGAUGUGGUUUCUGCAGAACAGUUACUACAAGGGCACCAAGAUUUGCUGAAGGAACUGCACAGCCAAAGCAAAAGGUUUAUGGACUUGCAAGAAUUGGGUCAAAAGAUAAUGGAUGAUUCGUCCAACAUCAGAGCUCUGGAUGUUUGUGAAUCCAUGUAUAAACUUGAUCAGAAAAGGACUGAGCUGGAUGAAUUGUGGGCAAAGAGACGAAAGAUGCUCCAGCAGAGUGUGGAGCUACACAAAUUCAGUAGAGAAGUUGACCAUAUUAAUGCAGCUCUUGCCACCCAUGAGGCCUUUCUCCAAACUGAUCGCUUGGGGGACCAUGUGAAUUCUGUUCAGAGUCUGCUGAGGCAACAUGGAGAUUUUGAACAAGUACUUCUGAUAUUAAAACACCGGGCAGAUGCACUUCAUGAGCAUGGAGAACAGUUGGUGGAGAGGAACUGUUUUGCUUCUGACAUGUACAUGUUCAGUGAGUUUAAUUAUGAUGCUGCAGAGCUUUUGAUAUGGAUGGAGGAGAAGUACAAGAUAGCAUCAGAUGAGUCCUACCGUGACCCAACAAAUAUCCUACGCAAGCUGAAAAAGCAUGAGGCUGUAGAACAGGAAAUGAUGGUCAGCAAGAAGCACUUCAUGGAACUGAUGGUGGCUGAACGUCAGUUGGUUCAAGAUAACCACUAUGCUGCAGAGUCCAUUCAGGAAAAAAUGUCAGAACUCAAAAAGAAAUGGGAGAAAUUGCACAGGAAGAUGAUGGAGCGAGGAGACAAACUGAGGCAGUCUGGGCAGCAUGAACAAUUGAUGGAACUUCUCAAGGAUGCUGAAGAGAAAAUGGAGAAGAUGGAGAAAGCACUUUACAAUCCAGAUGUGGGUCAUGACUUGCGCUCCAGUCGCAAUCUACUCAAGGAACACAUUCAGCUGGAAAAUGAGAUGCAGGGACUGACUGAGAAAAUGAAUUAUAUUGUCCUUCAUGCCAAAAAAAUGGCUAUGGAACAUUUUGACAGUGAGAGGAUUGUGGAUGAGACACAAAAGUAUUUGCAAAGGUAUGACUCUCUCCAGAAACCUCUUGCUGAGAGAGGCCAGUUGCUGCAGGCAAGAGUGGAACUUUACCAAUUCUACCAUUACCAUGAUAUGGAAAUGAAAUGGAUUAAUGAAAAAAUGUCAGUUGCCAGCUCCACGAACCAAGGAAAGUCCUUGGAUGCGGCUCUAAGUUUGCUGCAGAAGCAUAAGGAAUUGCAAGCAGAGGUGAAUGUCCACAAUCACCAAGUUUUGAAGGUUCUAGAGAAAGGAAGAGCUGUGUCAGCAGGCAAGUACAUGCCAUCCCAGAGAAUCAAGGAGAAAUGCCAGGAGCUGAGUGAAGGUUGGAUGGAGUUGGAGAAAGCAUGUGAGGAAAGGAUCAAACAGCUACAGCAUUCUGUUGCCUUCCAUCAGUUUUUAAUUGAGAUAUCCGACCUGGAGAGUUGGGUACGGGAGAAGCUUCCACUGGUAACAAACAAAGACUGUGGUAAAGAUGAAGCUGCGACUCUUAAAUUCAUAAAGAAACAUAAGGCACUUGAGCAUGAGAUUGACAUUUACCAGAGUUUAGCAAUGGAACUGCAGGAAAGGGCCAAACCACUGCCUCUCCCAGGUUCCAUUCACUUUGAUGAAGUUGAUAUACCCCAGGAGCAAGUUCAGUCACAGCUUUGGGAACUGCGAGAACUGGCCUCCUCAAGACGGAAAAGGCUGGAGGAAACUCUCACACUGCAUUAUUUCCUAAGGGAAUGUGAAGAUCUGGAGGAACUGAUCCAUCAGCAAACACAGGUUGCCAGCUCUGGUGACUAUGGUUUGGAUUAUGAACAUGUCUUGCUUCUUUGGGUCAGAUAUGAAACAUUCCAGAACCAGAUUGAAGCUGCUGCCAAGAGAGUUGCCAUGUGCCAUCAGCAAGCAGAACAAAUGGUGGACCAUAGCCAUUUUGCAUCCAGGGACAUUUUGAAGAAACAGAAACACUUGCGAAAGUUGUGGGAGGAGAUGCUGCAGGUGACCAAGCUUCGAGGAGAAAAACUACAAGAUGCUGAGGCUGUACACAAGUGUUUGCAAGAACUGACAGAAGCCCUCGCCCACAUUGAAGAGAAAUCCAAGACCAUUCUGAAUGAUGUUGCAAGAGAUCUAAGUGGUAUACAGUCCCAGCUUCACAGACAUUCAACCCUUGAGCAUGAACUGUAUGGGAAUGAGCAACAGCUGCAGGAACUAAUCGAUGCUGCUGAUGGGGUGCUCAGCCGCUGCUCUGAAAGGCAAGCUGACGAGAUACAAGCAAAGCAGCAGGAAGUCGUGGCAAAUUGGGAGUCCUUGAGAUGUAAAGUGGAGCAGCGCAGGGACAAGUUGGAACAAACCUACAAACUUUUCCACUUUCUAACAGAAGUACGGUCUUUUUGCUCCUGGACAUCUGAGAUCAUGAGAGAAAUGAUGAUUACAGAGACUGCUCAAGACGCAUCCACAAGUGGGUUGAAGCUGAAUCAGCAUCAGCAGCUGUUGGCAGAAAUUGAGGCCCGUGAUGAGGUUUAUACUCAGGUGCUGCAGCUGGGCCAAGAGCUCUUCCUGGAACUGAAAACUGCAACAAAAGAUAUCCAGGACGCUUUGCAGGCCCUGUCAGAAGAAAAGGAAAAAGUAUAUUGCAAGUGGGCCCAGAAGAAGGAGUGGCUGGAGAAAAUCCACCUUCAGCAAAUGUUUUACAGGGAUUGUGAACACUUAGAAAACAUACUGAAUUCUCAAGAGAAUUAUUUGAAAAGCAGUGACUUCAGGAAUACAGUGGAUGAGGUGGAACAGCAGAUCAAGAAACAUGAGGCUUUUGAGAAACUUAUGGCCUCCCAGGAUGAAAAGGAAUUGUCUCUUCAGGAGCAAGUGACUAGACUACAACAGAACAAUGGGCUAGAAGAUGCAUCAAUCCAGCUCAAGCUCAAUACCAUAAUAGAGAGGAGAAGAUAUAUCAAAGAGCUCUCCCAAAGCAGGCAAGAAAAAUUGCAGACAGCCUUUCUGGCAGCUGUCUUCUACCAGAAUCUAGCUGAGGCGGAAAGCUGGAUUGAGGAGCGUAUACAAAAGCUUCAGGCUUCUCCUUUUCAAAGUCUCACCAACCUGAGUGACAAAAUGAAGCUUCUGCAGAAGCAUCAAGUCUUUGAGACUGAGAUUGCAGUUCACAUGGAUCUAAUAGCCACUGUUAACAUGAAAGGAGAAGCCUUAAUGUGCCAGGAUUGUUCUGAUUCAGAGGAGAUAUGUCACAAGAUUCACUUGCUUCAAAAACAGUGGUGCAAGUUGCAGCAGGCUGUUGCUGCUCGUGGAAAGAUGCUUGAAGAAAGUAGGGAUUUCUUGGAAUUUUUACAGAAGGUGGAUCAUGUAGAGACCUGGAUCAGAGACAAGGAAGUGAUGAUUAAUAUUGGUGAUGUCGGAAAUGAUUAUGAACAUGGCCUGCAGCUCUUAAAAAGACUGAAUGAAUUCCGAGGAACAUCAGGGGAAAUGGCUGUGGAUGAUGUUCACAUUAAAAGCAUCAAUGCUGUUGCUUUGAAAUUAGAGCUACAAAACAAAGAAGAAAUAAAAAUAAUAUAUCAGCGCCGGAAACAGCUCAAUGAGAGGUGGAAGAAUUUUCAUGGUGAGCUGAAGGCAUACAGGAGGAAGUUGGAAGGAGCUUUGGAGAUUCAUGCCUUGAUCAGAGAAACUGAUGACCUAACAGAGAGAAUCAGUGAGAAGAGUGUACUGAUACAGUCACUGGACUAUGGAAAAGAUAUAGAAAGUGUAGAAAACCUAAUCUGUAAACAUGAAGAAAUGGAGAGAGAGAUCAGCAUCAUUCAAUCCAAUAUAGAGUCCCUGGAGCUAGAAUCAUUCCCACUUUGUAAGAGGAAUCCAUCCGCUUUAAGUGUCAAACUGACUACAAAGCAAACAGAGAUGAAAAAUCAUUGGCUACGAUUCCAGGGCCAGGUCAUACAAAGGAGGGAGAAACUGGCAGCCUCUUAUCAAUUGCAGAAUUUUAACUCUGAGAUGAAGGAAUUCCUAGACUGGAUUCAGGGAAUCAGAGGAUCCAUGGAAGCUAUAAGUCUUCCCAAAAGUUCAGCUGAAGCAGAAAGUAUGCUUGAAGAGCAUGAUGAACAAAAGGCAGAGAUCAAAGCAUGGGGAGAAAGGUUGAGUUCAUUAACCAAUUAUGGUGAUGAACUUGCCAACUCUGGACAUUAUGCAGCCCCUGAGAUCCACCGUUGCCUCAUCAGUCUACAACAGGCCUUGACUGAAAUGAUUGGGGUCUGGCAAGAACAAAAUCUAAAACUGAUUAAAGCCAAGGACUUACAGAAAUUUUAUGGCUAUAUACAGGAGAAUGAAAGCUGGCUAAGUAGCAAAGAGAUUUUUCUAGCAAACAAGGAUUUGGGGGAUUCUGUGUCCAGUGUUGAGAGUCUGCAGCAGAAACACAUGCAAUUUGAAAAGGUUCUGGAAGCCCACAUGAAGGAGAUUGACAUAAUGACCUCAUUUGGCCAGCAGCUAAUGGACAGCCAGCAUUGUGACUCUCAGAAUAUAAUGAACAAGAUUCAGGCAAUUCUCAAGAGAAAGGAAAAACUUCUGGAAACUGCUUUGGCUCGCAGGCAUAUGCUGGAAGAAUCACAUAGUCUGCAAAACCUUCUGCGCAGUUCCUUUGAGCUGGCAGCAUGGAUGAAAGAAAAAAAUGUUAUUGCCUUGGAUGAGAGCUGGAGGGAUCCAAGCAAUCUUCCAUCUAAACUCCAAAAGCACCAGACUUUCCAGGCAGAGAUCAUGGCCAACAGAAAUGACCUAGAUCAUAUCCGAGCUGAAGGAGAGAAGAUGCUCCAGGAGGGACAUUGUUCUCCUGAUGUCAUCCAUUCCAGACUGCAGGAAAUAGAGGACCUUUGGGAUGAGUUGCUGGAAAACUGCCAUGAAAAGGGAAGGAGGAUGCAGGAUGCCUACAAGGCUGUGCAUUUUCUCCAUAAUGUUGAUGAUGUGGAAAAAUAUCUGGAAGAUCUAGAAAGUGAGCUGAACAUACCAGAAAGCUGCCCUAGCUUCCCGGUUCUGAAUGAUCUUCUAAAGAAACAGGAGGCAUUAGAAGAAAAUUUUGCUAGCUGUAAAGACCAACUCCAAAACCUUAUAAAGACAGUGCAAGAAUUUCAACAACAGAAGAAUUUUAUGGUAGAUGAAAUGGAAGAGAAAGUGGAUCAUGUGGUGCAUAGGUACAACAGUCUUAGGGUGCCUUUACAAGAGAGAAAUGGAUGCUUGGAGGCCAGCAGACUGCACUAUCAAUUCCUCCAAGAUGUCACUGAGGAGUUAACCUGGAUUCAUGAGAAACUCCCCCUGGCAUCCUCCAGAGAUUAUGGCCAGUCACUUAUGAAUGUUCAGAGUUUGCAGGAAAAACUCCAGAAUUUGGAGAAUGAAAUUAAUAGUCACGAUGCUUUAACUAAAGCAGUUAUCAGCACUGGACAGAAGCUGGUGAAGGGAGGACACUCAGCCUCACAAGACAUCAUGGAAAAGGUGAAAGAAUUGGAGAUUGCCUCAGAAAAUCUGAGGGAUGAGGUUCAGGAGAGAAGAAAGAAGCUCAUGCAGUCAUACGAAAACCAACAUUUCCUCACUGAGCUUUCAGAAGCAGAAUCCUGGUUGGCAGAAAAGGUACUUGUCCUGGAUCUCCAAGAUUAUGGACAGUCUGAAGAAUGUACUCGAGCACAGCUUCGUAAAGCAGAAUCUGUCAGGCUUGACCUAAAGGGAUUUGAGUCUCGAAUCGAGAAGUUGAAGGAAAAAGGAAAUCACCUCUUGGCCUCUGACAACCCAGAUAGCUCAACUAUCCUUUCCAAGCUUCAUGCAAUUCUAGAAGAAUAUAACUGUGUCCUAACAAAAGCUGAGACCCAAAUGAAACUUCUGCUGGAGCAAUCUCAACUGCACCAGUUUGAAAAGGAAGUUCAGCUGGUAGAUGCCUGGCUUUUGAGCAAACAGAGCAUGGCUGAAUCAGAUAACUAUGGACAGGAUUUGGAGGAUGUUGAGAUUCUGGAGAAAAAAAAUUAUGAUUUGAAAAAUGAGGUAGAAUCUCUAGGAUAUGCCAAGGUUCUUCUAAUAAACAAGUUGGCAUCACAUCUCAGGAGUCAGUGCUACGGCUCAAUAAGUGAUAUAGAGAAGAGAACCCAGCUGGUCAGUAACACAUGGGAGAGAUUGUAUCAAGCCACCCAAACAAGGACAAAGAAUCUGAGAGCAGCUCGGGAGGUUCAUCGGUAUGAUCGUGAUGUGGAUGACCUGAAGGAGUGGAUUCAGGAAAAAGAGGCUAUUGUGGAUAGGGAAGAAUAUGGCUAUGACCUGUCUGGUGUGCAGACACUCCUUAGCCAGCAUGAGCGAUUGGAGAGGGAGCUAAUAGACAUUUCUAAAAAACUGGAGAGGAUCAGAGGACAGGCUUGGCAUCUUGGUCAAUUGUAUCCUCAUCCCAGGGACAACAUAAUGUGUAGACUUUCAGAAGUGGAAGAAUGCUGGGAGAAACUAAAUGUAAAGUCUUCAAGAAGAAAACAGAAGCUACUGCAGGCAGAACAAACCCAUCUCUAUUUUGACAACUGCAGAGAAUGGAUGGCCUGGGGCAAUGAGAUGCAUGCCCUGAUUACAUCUGAGGCACUGACAAAUGAUCUUCUUGGUGCUGAGCUGCUUAUUAAGCGCCAUGAAGAGUACAAGUAUGAUAUAGAGAAACAGUGGCUGAAAUAUGAAGACCUGCAAGAAGCUGGAAGAAGCUGGAUGAAGAAUGGGGACUUUAUGUCCAUACAGAUUGAAGAGAAACUUUCUGAACUAUUGGAGCUAAAGAACAAAGUGAAGGAAUCUUGGGACAUGAGAAAGGAAUUGUAUAAGGAAAACUUGGAGAUCCAGUUACUGCGAUGGGAACUGGACCAAGCUGAAGCUUGGCUGACUGCCAGGGAAGGUUUUCUCUCAGAUCCAAACUAUGGGAAUUCUAUUUCUGAUGUCAAGCAACUAUUGAAAAAACAUGGAGAUUUUGAAAAGAUGCUGGAGUGUCAAGAAGAGAAAUUUGCGAAGCUGAAUCGAAAGACAAAGGGAGAAUUGAAGUUACUAAAACAAGCAGGUAUUGAGGAGAAAGAGGAUUUGAUCAAGGUCCCCUCACUACAUAGGAAACAUUCCAACAGGAAGCCAAGGAUGCAGGAGCCAAAGAUCCAUUUUGCAUCUGUUUCAUCAACAAAGGUCAAACAGACUUUACACAAGCCAAGUCAUGGAGAUGACCUGACAUUGGCCUGCACCAAUGACACAAAAACUCCACUUGCACCGGAUGUGCUUGAUCUGCAGGAUUCGGCUCUGGAGAGCCAGAUCUCUUUGCCUUCUUCAUUGCCCCUUAACAUGAAAAACAAGCAAGCUGUCAGUGAUUUGUUACCUUUAUGUGAUGAUUUUGUACCACCAAGUGUACAAGACAAUAGUGACAGCUUCCUCUGUGAUAUGGAAACCGAAGACACAGAUGAAUCAUUACAUACUUCACUGUUGGACUCAUAUUUACCUCCUGAGAGAUCAGAAACUGAUUCACACGUUUCUACAAUGCAUGAGAGCAUGGAAAACUGCCUAGAAAUGUGGGAUCAGAUCCUUCCAGGAAGAAAUCAGCCAGAGACAAGAACUUGGAAUUUUUUUUAUGUCAAACUUGAAAGACAAAAACUUGACUUCUAUAGAAAUGAAAAUGAUGUAUUUCAGAAUACAACUCCAGUCUUCUCAAGCAGCACUGCUGAAGCCAGACUGAGUGAUGGAGCUGAAUACUACAUUGCUGCACCUUCCAAGACACUGAUGGAUGAUAGGAUUCAAACGUUACAGAGUAACGUAGACCCAUCUAGCAACCCAUGGUCUCUGCAGAAGGAACCUCCAACCACCACAAAUGGAGGGAAAUCUCAAGUAAAAUCUUGGAUCUUUGCCCCUGCUGCUUAUGCUGGAAGGCAAGUCACCAAAAGUUUACUUCCCAGGAGAAUUCCUUCCUUCAAAGUUAAACAAGAAAACAGUCCUAUUGGAGGUCUCCAGGAAUUAGACGUGACCAAUUAUUUUUGCAAAAUCCUAACCAUCGAUCAGAACCAUGGAGAUUCUGGAAACAAAUCUGAACUCACAGAUAAAACAGCAAAAAACUUUGAGAAUCUGCAGACUCCAGAGAGAAAACAGCCAGAGAAGGUAUUCAAGAAACAGGAGCAAUAAAAAGAAACAGGUGUCUUUAAGAAGCUUUUUGCCAAGAAAUAAGAAUGGAAGAAGAAAUAUGUGGUGCAGUUCUUUGAGUGAGCAUGGUUCUUCUCUUCACUCAGAAUGGCAGACUUUGGCAAAGAAACAUCCAAACAUUUUUUGAAAAAAAUACAUACAUUUUAUCUUUGCUGUUAAAGCCAUGAGUGCCUCCAAAUGGUCAACUCUUCUCAGUGCUGCGUGUUUUUAAAAAUAAAAAUCAAGCUUAAAAAUCGAGGUAAAUGA
This is a messenger RNA of Sphaerodactylus townsendi, 11193 nucleotides long. It is a transcript of the gene SPTBN5, whose product is annotated as spectrin beta, non-erythrocytic 5. NCBI's taxonomy places the organism in Eukaryota, Metazoa, Chordata, Lepidosauria, Squamata, Sphaerodactylidae. The record is from RefSeq and is a predicted model, not a curated record. Gene Ontology annotation, biological process: actin cytoskeleton organization. Gene Ontology annotation, molecular function: actin filament binding. The transcript is spliced from 63 exons. The coding region runs from base 1 to 10929 and encodes 3642 amino acids. Gene Ontology annotation, cellular component: cell junction; cortical actin cytoskeleton; plasma membrane.